UCAUCCUUUUAAGUUACGCUGCUGUGACGCGCAGUGGUUUAUGCUGGAUACAGCAGCGGGCAGUUUUUCGGUGGCUUCUGUGGAUGGCCAUUAACAAGGUCGGUUUAAUUACCAAGCCAUCUUAGUUUUCCUUAUUUAACCACAAUUUCACGCGAGUGUCUUUCUUUUUACAUAGUAGUUUCCUUCAGACAAUUGUUUGCCUUUGACACAAACUUAAUGGAUAUCAACGGCACAGAGUCGCAUAUGUCCGACACGGGUCAUGUCCAUAAUUAUAAGCAAGGAUGUAAAAGUGUGGAGCGCAACAGUUGGAAGAGUUUUGGUGAACCGCCACCUGAAAACGGCAAUGGACUUGAUGAUAAUGCUGAUUACACGGAUUUUGAGGAGCAACAGAUCCUCUUAAAAGACAGGCGAAGGGCGAAGUCACUGCCCGCUUACCCGGAGCAGACAAGCCUUUUCAAAAAAAUCUCACAGGGAUGCAGAAAGAGAGUGAAGUUUGCAGAUGCGCUGGGACUUAACUUGGAAAGCGUGAAGCACUUCAGCAGCACUGACGACCCACACGUCCCUUCUAAAGUAUUUUCAAGACUUCAGACCUUCCCUCCUCAACAAGAAUGUGAAUUAUUUGGAGACGUGUGUGACACAUUCAAUUCCACACUUGCAGUGGAUCGGUUGGUACCCACGUUCAAGAUGCCAGUGGAGAAAACUGACUUUGAAACCCGAGUUGAACGGUGCCGCGUAACUCUAGAAAAAAUAACUGUUACUCGAUUUGACGUGCGAGGGACGAUAAGAGCACUGACAUCGGGCUCAUGUAAGAGGGAGGUUGGAGUGAGGUAUACAUUCAACGACUGGCUUUCAUUCAUGGAUGCGCAAGCGAUACCAAUGUCAGGGAAGAAUACUGCUGCAGUCGGAGAAAAGUUUAUGUUCACGAUGUAUACGCCUCCAUUCAUGGACCCCAGCUCCUCGGUUCACUUCGCAGUAUAUUCCAAGACUGACUACGGCGAGUUUUGGGAUAACAACGAAGGAAAGAAUUACACUUUGAAGUAUCACUGCAUUUCCACUUAUGAGACAGCAGCAUUCCUUGCCACUUAAACGCACAUUACUUUAUGUAAUGUCACGGGCCUGCGCACUUAAUUAGCAGCCUACAUAGUACGGCACUUUAAUAAAUAUAUUAAAGUUCAUAUGUCCCCCGAUAGCCUUUGGUUUUAUGGCUGUCAUUCGGUAGUGAAAAUGAGAGACGUGGCAAGUUUGCAGAACAUUGUAUAUUUAAUCUGUGUGCAAAUACGUGAAAUGAGACAGCGAUAGUCUACACUUACAAUGUACUCACACGUGCUGCUGUUAGUUCUGAAUAACACUUUAAGUACAACUAUUUUUUUCAUGGAUCCUACGACAUAUUGUGAUACAUAUGUUGAAUAAUUAACAUUAUUUUUUAAAAAGAAAUUAUGAAAUGGUUAGAUCUUAGAUUAGCCUAUAAAGCAUUAUUUUCAAGAAAACUUACAUACAAAACUGGUAUUUAAUGGCCUACAGUAUAGCAACAUAUUUUAUAAAAUAUGUCAUAAGAGUUGUUUAUACUAUGAUAAAACAAUAUUUGAGCAAACAGUAAAGUAAAACUUCUGAGGCAUAUGGUGCAUUGAUACUCUCACUACUGCAGUGGUUCCCAAACGUGGUUCUGGGCACGCCCCUCUUUACAGUAUAUUUUUUAAAAACACACGUUCAACAACAUAAUUACACCAGUCUUUAAUUUGAUCAUGUGGCUUAAGAGGGUAAAUAAUCCUUCUAAACAUAAAAGGCAUUUAAUAAAAUUAAAAAAAAUUACAAUGGAAUGAAAACUAGCAUAUGCAGGGGG
Molecule: messenger RNA, 1840 nt
Organism: Anguilla rostrata (American eel)
Lineage: Eukaryota; Metazoa; Chordata; Actinopteri; Anguilliformes; Anguillidae
Product: protein phosphatase 1 regulatory subunit 3G-like
Exons: 1
Coding region: 217-1086 (289 amino acids)
Biological process (GO): regulation of glycogen biosynthetic process
Cellular component (GO): protein phosphatase type 1 complex
Molecular function (GO): protein phosphatase 1 binding; glycogen binding
Source: RefSeq, a predicted model, not a curated record